Homalodisca vitripennis (glassy-winged sharpshooter) is the source of this 627-nucleotide messenger RNA. Its product is annotated as isoleucine--tRNA ligase, cytoplasmic-like. The record is from RefSeq and is a predicted model, not a curated record. The transcript has 3 exons. Gene Ontology annotation, molecular function: isoleucine-tRNA ligase activity; ATP binding. Gene Ontology annotation, biological process: isoleucyl-tRNA aminoacylation. The annotation marks the transcript as partial. Lineage: Eukaryota; Metazoa; Arthropoda; Insecta; Hemiptera; Cicadellidae.
UAAACCGGGCCGGCCGAACACGACAGCGAAUACCGAUGCAUACAGACGACGCACAAAUUUAAGGUUAAUGGAACAUAACCUGUACAUUUGUGUUGCACCAGUAUUAUAAUUGAAUUUUAACUCAACUUGUUUUGUUGAAUCGAAUGCUGCAACUGUUAAAUAUUGUUUAGUUUGAUAAGCAAUAUAAGAGAGAAAUGGUUCAGGUGGUUCCUGAAACAAUAGAUUUUCCCAAGGAAGAGGAAAAUAUUCUUCGUUUGUGGAAAGAUCUAGAUGCAUUCCGAGAAUCCCUAAAGCAAUCAAAAGGAAAACCAAGAUACUCGUUUUACGAUGGACCUCCAUUUGCCACAGGGCUCCCCCACUACGGCCACAUACUCGCAGGAGCCAUAAAGGAUGUUGUUACUCGUUAUGCUCAUCAAAGUGGGUUCCAUGUUGAACGGAGGUUCGGCUGGGAUUGUCACGGGCUCCCUGUGGAGUUUGAGAUUGACAAAACAUCUUGGCAUCAAAGGGUCCUGCAGGGAUGUUGCCAAGAUGGGGAUUGCCGCUUACAACAAAUGAGUUGUCGGAAAAUUGUGUCACGGUAUUCAGCCGAAUGGGAGACAAUUGUGUCACGAAUCGGACGCUGGAUCG